GUAAAUCACAACCAUGAUCACUUACGCCUCGAUUCUACUUAUGUUAGUCAUUUUAAAGGAGAGACAAUUACACCACAAUUCACUCAUUCAACGGCAGACAUGGAAUGAACGGUACGACUACAUAGUGGUCGGCGCCGGCAGUUCCGGAUGUGUUGUCGCUUCACGACUGGCCGAAGACACCAACAAAACUGUACUCCUGAUAGAGGCCGGAGGGGCUCAGGACUUGGCCAGCGAUGUGCCCGCGCUACAGAAGACUAUGUUUGGCUCAUCAAUGGACUGGAAAUACCCGACAGUUUUCCAACCGCACGCACACAAAGCAAUAAUAGGCCAGAAGGAAAUACUGAUCAGGGGUAAAGUAUUUGGCGGGUCGUCAUCAAUAAACUCGAUGAAUUACUACCGUGAAACUCACAGCUACUUCAAAAUAUGGGAAAACCUGACCAGGGUUAAAACUUGGACCCAUAACCAUGUGUUCCCGUAUUUCUCCAAAUCGGAAAACAAUCUGGAUUUUCGUUUAGUGGCCAACUAUCCGGAGCUGUACAACAUGGGUGGCCCCCAGUCUAUCAACACCAUAGCGCCCGACGUUAUACUGGGCCGAUACUUCAAGAAUAUGCAAAUGUUGGGCUACCCCAUCAACGACCCUGAUGGUUUCAAGCCGUUCGGCACGACCAUGCUUCGCCAGACGGUGAUGAAUGGUGUCCGCCAAUCGUCGGCCGUGUCAUAUCUGGAAAAGCUCCCGAAGGAUAAUCUUCACACUCUGGGCGACGCUCAGGUCACUCGAGUGCUCAUUAAUCACCGCAAACAGGCCAUCGGUGUUGAGUUCUUCCGCUACGGAAACUAUCAUAAAGUGUACGCAAACGGAGAGGUUAUUGUCAGCGCCGGUGCCGUCGGCAGCCCUAAAAUCCUGAUGCUGUCGGGCAUCGGACCCAAAGACCAUCUUCAGGAGCACAACAUUAAGGUUGUGUCGGAUCUAAAAGUAGGCCACAACGCCGUGUCAACCAUUGGUGUGUGGCUUAGGUUUGACAUUAAAAACCAGUCACUGAUUCAGAAACCUGUGGAGAAUUUUGAAAACUUUUACAACUAUAUCAUACACAAUAGUGGGCCCCUGGCCUACAAGGGCUCGGCGCUCACCUGUUACCCGGAGCAUUCACUACCCGGUUUUCCCGAUGUGACCCAAGGGUGCGCUCUACCCCGUACGGACGUAUUGGAAGGGGAUCUGGAAAAGUUGGUUCAGCCCUACAAAAACAAGGACGAUUGGCGUGAAUACUAUCGGCCAUAUUUGAACCGGUCUUUUAUCGCGUGCCCUCCGGUGCUCCGGCGGCCUAAGGCAACUGGACGCAUAAAAUUAGCUAGCUCAAAUCCAUUUGACACGCCACUAAUUGAUCCCUGUAUAUUUUGCGACCCCCAGGAUCUCAAAGACUUGGUCAAAGUGUUCAAAACGACCAUCAACACUUAUACCACCCCAUAUAUGAAACAGUUCAUCGAGCCGUACGCCAAACCCAUACCCGGCUGUACGCCCUGUAGUGAUACCUAUUUCUGCGACUCGUAUCUCACGUGUAUUACAGAACAAUUGGCGGCUCCGGUGUCCCCAAUGGGCGGCAAUAGGAUCGGUGUUGUCGGAGACCCGAACGCUGUGGUCGAUGAGAGGCUCCGGGUGUUUGGUGUGUCCCGACUCCGUGUAGUGGACACCAGUAUAAUACCGGUGCCCACAGAACAGGGCAACGCCUUAGCCGUUAUGAUUGCCGAAUACGCCUCUGCGAUGAUAAAGGAGGAUAAUGGAGAUAUAAAAUCCAAUCUUAAUGAAUAA
Molecule: messenger RNA, 1804 nt
Organism: Medioppia subpectinata
Lineage: Eukaryota; Metazoa; Arthropoda; Arachnida; Sarcoptiformes; Oppiidae
Source: the annotation of a GenBank genome assembly